GAGUCAUUCGGGACCAAACCGAGGGAGGACGUGACCACCUGCAAAGCAACCACCCACGCGCCGUCGAUUCAUUCGAUCCCUCUCCCCGCUUCAACCCGACCUCUCCGCCUCCUCCUGCGCCGCCGCCGCCGCCGCUGCCGCUGACGGAGAGGGAGGGGGAGCGGGACGGGGAGGGGCUGCCGUCGUCGAUGAGAUGAAGGAGGUGGUGCUCCACGUGUACGACGUGACCAACAGCGAUUCCGAGAAGACCAACAACACCAUCCUCCAGAUCAACCGCAUCUUCAAGGACCGCAUCGGCCUCGGCGGCAUCUUCCACAGCGCCGUGCAGGUCUAUGGCGAGGAGGAGUGGUCGUUCGGGUUCUGCGAGAACGGCAGCGGCGUGUUCAGCUGCCCCAUCAGCAAGAACCCCAUGUACACCUACCGCGAGCGCAUCGUCCUCGGCGAGACAGAGUGUACCAUCGCCACCGUGAACCGGAUCCUGCGCGAGCUCAGCCGCGAGUGGCCGGGGCACUCUUACGACCUCCUCUCUAGGAACUGCAACCAUUUCUGCGACGUGCUCUGCGACAGGCUCGGCGUCCCCAAGCUCCCAGGGUGGGUUAAUCGUUUUGCCAAUGCCGGCGAUACUGCUGUCGUGGUUGCUGAGAACACAGCAGUUAAGUUCAGGCAAGCUAAAACAGAAAUUGUCAAUGCUAGUAGAGUAGCAUAUAGAUUUAUGGCAGGCCUGACUUCAAAAAACCAAGCUUCGCCAGAGUCCUCGGGUGACCAAAAUAGAGGUGGCCCAACUUUCCAGGGAACUUGGUUCAAGAAUGUUGUUUCAGCUGGCGCGAAGCCAUCUUCGAGUGGAUCAACUCCCUCGCAGGAAGUUGAUGAUGUAUCCCCCUUGCAGCACCAAAAAUCAGCAGAGCAAUCGACACGGUUGUAGCUGCAGUGUCGGCAGAUCUAUCAGCCGUGAGUUGAAUCUGUAGUGUAACAUUAGCCCACAUUUGUUCAAAAACAGUGUCAUGUUUAUUCAUACAUGAAUCUGUGUUCUACCUUGCACCUGGAAACAUGAAAUGUUGAAAACACUUAUCUAGCUUGACAAGUUCCCUAACCAGUCAACUCUUGAAAGUA
Molecule: messenger RNA, 1110 nt
Organism: Brachypodium distachyon (stiff brome)
Lineage: Eukaryota; Viridiplantae; Streptophyta; Magnoliopsida; Poales; Poaceae
Product: desumoylating isopeptidase 2
Exons: 4
Coding region: 194-922 (242 amino acids)
Biological process (GO): protein deubiquitination
Molecular function (GO): deubiquitinase activity
Source: RefSeq, a predicted model, not a curated record